Hibiscus syriacus is the source of this 1332-nucleotide messenger RNA. Its product is annotated as probable 2-oxoglutarate-dependent dioxygenase ANS. The transcript is spliced from 3 exons. The record is from RefSeq and is a predicted model, not a curated record. Lineage: Eukaryota; Viridiplantae; Streptophyta; Magnoliopsida; Malvales; Malvaceae. Bases 120 to 1199 code for a protein of 359 amino acids.
AUCUCUCAACUUCUCUUUGUUUUCUUCAUCUAAAUUUUGCAUUUUUCUUUCUUUCUUUCUUUCUUUCUUUCUGGGUUUAUUAGAAGAAAGAAACCCCUGAAAUAUUAUACAAUUCAACAAUGAACCGUCUCCUCCUCAGUUGGCCUGAGCCAGUGGUUCGAGUUCAGUCUCUGUCUGAGAAUGGCAUACGUACCGUUCCGGAACGAUAUAUUAAGCCUAUAAACGACAGGCCUGAUCUGAAACCUGGUUCCGAUGAACACGUCGACAUUCCCUUCGUUGAUCUCAGGAACCUGUUCGGCAAAGACCGCGCCCUUCACGACGAUACCUUGAGACGCAUCUCUAGCGCGUGCAAGGACUGGGGUUUCUUCCAGGCGGUGAACCAUGGGGUUAGUGACGAGCUUAUGAAACGCACCAGCGAUGCGUGGCGUGAGUUCUUCGACUCGCCGCUCGAAGUGAAGCAACUGUACGCCAACUCACCGAGCACCUACGAAGGGUACGGUAGCCGGUUGGGAGUCGAGAAAGGAGCGAAACUUGACUGGUGCGAUUACUUUUUUCUCAACUACUUGCCGGUUACAGUCAGGAAUCAAAGCAAGUGGCCUGCACAGCCGACAUCAUGCAGGGAACUGGUUGAAGAUUAUGGUGCCCAAGUUACAAAGCUAUGUGAAAGGCUGCUUAAGGCUAUGUCUAUUAGCCUUGAACUAAAAGAAGACUACCUACAAAAUGCAAUUGGAGGAGAUGAAGUUGGGGCCUGCUUAAGGGUCAAUUUCUAUCCCAAGUGCCCUCAACCUGAACUCACUCUAGGUCUUUCCUCGCACUCGGACCCGGGUGGCAUCACCGUUCUCCUACCCGAUCACGAUGUAGCCGGACUCCAAGUUCUUAACAACGGGAAGUGGAUUACGGUGAAGCCUGUCCCCAAUGCUUUCAUUAUCAAUGUUGGAGAUCAGAUUCAGGUACUCAGCAAUGCAAUUUACAAGAGUGUCGAGCAUCGUGUGAUCGUGAACUCAGAAAAAGAUCGAGUCUCACUAGCUUUCUUCUACAACCCUAAGAGUGAUAUUCCCAUCCAGCCGGCAGAGGAGCUGGUGAAUGAAGAUCAGCCGGCGCUGUAUAAUCCGAUGACAUACGAUGAGUAUAGGCUUUACAUUAGGAUGAACGGUCCUUGUGGAAAAAAACAAAUUGAAUCCUUGAAAGCCAAUAUAUAAUCUCCGUUCUCAAAAACUUUAUUUUAUGUAAUAAAACAGCGUGAGGCAGUUAUCACCUCACUUGAAAUUAAAUAAUAGUUUAUGGUACAGUUUAAUAGAGGUGCAAAAAAGAAUGAGUUUCAUGUUUUAAUUA